Juglans regia (Persian walnut) is the source of this 960-nucleotide messenger RNA. RefSeq lists its product as uncharacterized. Gene Ontology annotation, molecular function: RNA-DNA hybrid ribonuclease activity; nucleic acid binding. Lineage: Eukaryota; Viridiplantae; Streptophyta; Magnoliopsida; Fagales; Juglandaceae. The coding region runs from base 1 to 960 and encodes 319 amino acids. The transcript has 2 exons. The record is from RefSeq and is a predicted model, not a curated record.
AUGAGAAUUAGAGAUGGGAACACUGCUAGAAUUUGGAAGGAUAUAUGGGUGCCUGGACAUCAAGCCUUCAAGAUAGAAAUGGUUCUUAGUGAUGAGAUAGAUCUGUUAGUGAAGGUUGCAAGCCUAAUUGAUAGCCAAUUGAGGUGGUGGGGUGUUGAGCAGGUUAGAGCUAUCUUCAAUCCAAAUAUUGAUGCUGAUAUUUUGAAAAUUGUUCUAAGUCCUGAUAGGUAUGAGGAUACAUUUACUCUUGUUGUCUCUGUUAAACGUGUUGCAAGGCAAAUUUUGGAUGAUGGAGACUCAUCACAGCUGGUAAGAUUCUUUCUCAUUGCAUGGGCCUUCUGGUAUAGGCAUAAUAAGCUGGUUUAUGAGCAGGCUAAGCUGUCUCCAGAGUCUGUGAUUAAUCAUGCACAGAGUCUGCAGAAUUCUAUUUCAUCCUUCAUUAAGACACCAGGUUUGAAACCUAUUCCAUGCUGGAAUGCUCCUCCCACAGGUUUCUUUAAACUAAAUGUGGAUGGGGUAAUAUUCUUUGACUAUCAAAAGGCAGGUGUGGGUGUUGUAGUAAGGGAUGAGAAUGGUCAGGUUGUCAUGACAGUUAGCAAAUCAGAACAUGAGGUGAUAGAAGCUGAAUCAGUGGAAUUAUUGGCAAUGUUUAGAGGAUUGCAGUUUAGCUCUCAACUGGGAAUAAAUAAGAUCAUCUUAGAAAUUGACAACUUGCUCUUAGUCGAGACUUUACAAGCAUCUGAGGAAUCCUUAUCAAUGCUAGGUAACCUCAUCUCUGAGGUGAAGAAUAUGCUAAAGCAGUUCCAAGAACAUCAGGUACAACAUGUUUCAUGCAUGGGGAAUCAAGUAGCUCACUUUUUAGCUAGACACGCUUGGAGAGUACAAGAUGUGGAGAUGUGGAUGCAUUUUGUUCCAUUUUUUGUUGCUCAAUACAUUUGGUUGGACAAUUCUCAUUUGUAA